Pungitius pungitius (ninespine stickleback) is the source of this 1932-nucleotide messenger RNA. RefSeq names its product radial spoke head component 9 (gene rsph9). NCBI's taxonomy places the organism in Eukaryota, Metazoa, Chordata, Actinopteri, Perciformes, Gasterosteidae. The record is from RefSeq and is a predicted model, not a curated record. The coding region runs from base 950 to 1777 and encodes 275 amino acids. Gene Ontology annotation, cellular component: axoneme; radial spoke. The transcript is spliced from 5 exons. Gene Ontology annotation, biological process: cilium movement involved in cell motility; axoneme assembly; motile cilium assembly.
CGUGUGUGUGUGUGUGUGUGUGUGUGAGACAUUUGUCUUAUCCCAGUAGGAUGUUAAUUUACCUGUCGCCUGUUGUCAUGAAUUAACUGGCGUCUAUAUAAUUUUAUAAUAGCAGAUAAGAAAUUGAGGGAACAAAUGAGAAACUAAUGAGGAACUAACUGAUAGUUCACUAUUAGUUAAUGAAUAAAUCCUAAACCCCCCUUUUUUAUAGAGUGAUUAGUUUAUAAAGAGACAAAUGAGGACAACUUGAUAAUAGACUAAUCGUUGAAUGGAUUAACUCCUGCUGGGGGCAAAUGGAGGAUAAUUAUGAUUUACUAGAGAACAGACUGGGAGAUCCUUUAUAGAUGAAUCAUUAAUAUUAUAAUAAUAGUUUUGGGAGACUUAGAUGAGCAAUGAGCAAUGUUAAGAUUCAUCAUAAAAGGGACACACGUUCAUUGCUGUUUCACCCAAAGGGAAUUAUGUUUAAGCAUCGGUAUCAUUCAGCAUCAUCAUGGGGUUUAUUCUUCACGGGUAUAGACUAAAUAGAGCCACGUGACCAUGGACGUACUCACGUCUGCCCUCCUCGCGGCUGCCUCUGCCUGCACGCACGCACUUGAAAAGGGGUCGUGACGUCACACCCGACUCGGGGAGUGCUCUGGUUUGUAUAAACACACCGGAAGUCACACGUCAAACAUUUUUUGUUUCGCUGCGGUUUUAGACGUGGUAUUUACACGCUUGUAAAAACAAACGAUUAAAGAGAAGAAGAAAAAAACUAAAAACUAAACAAACAAAAUAAAAAACAUACUCGCGCGUUGCCAUGACAAUCGGCGCAACAAGGGUUUGUUGUCAUUAGAAACCACACUAGCGUUUGCCUUUGGUCAGGGGUUAGCUGUAUGCAAACGGGCCGACUAAAACACGGAUAUCGUUUAACUAACUAAUAUCUAUAACGCCUUUAACUACUAAAAAAACGAUGGACUCGAAUUCGUUAUUCUAUUCUUUGGACCUGGUGGCCGGUAACGGGUGCACGUUGAGCGUGGAGCACAGAGCCGCCCUGCAGACCUCCAUGGUGCUCCUGAAGAAAAACUACAAGUUCCACCGAGUCCUGCUCUGGGGCAAAAUAUUCGGAUUGAAUAAGGAUUACUUCAUCGCUCAGGGCAGAGGAGAAGACGAGAUGCUGGAUAAAAAGAACCUCUACAGCUUCAACUGCAUGGACUGGUUCCUGCUCCCCAGUGCCACAGACUCCAUGGUCGAAGAGGUGUCCAUCGCCGCGAAGAGGCGCUUCAUCGGAGACCCGUCUUUCGUGUACGAGCGCCUGGAGACGAGUGAAGGACAGGAUGGUGCCGUGGAGAGCGAAGUAGUGGCCACAGUCAGCGAGGAGACGCGGCUCGCGGUCGCGGUCCACCAGAUUGACGAGGAAGCGUCCGUGGUGCCGCGCGGCGCCUUCGUCAAAAGCCCACGCGGCCUGGUCCACGUCAACCGCAGCUUCGGUGGUUUGUCCCACUCAGAAGCAAAGAAGCUCGACAACUUCCUUCACUUCAGAAAGGCAAAGAACCCGAAUCAGAAAAGCAUCCUGGAAAGGGGCGAUUUGAGUCCAGCCAUCGACUUCCUGGACGCGCUGAGCGGCGACAUCCCGAAAGGAUCAUGGAGUCUUCAGUACGAAUGUGCCGGCAACGUGUGCGUGCUUCGCAGCCUGCUGUGGCUCGGCCUGACCUUCUUCCAUCUGCCUAUGACGCCGCAGCACGGAUACAUCUACAUGGGCGACGGGACCCAGAACCUGAACCUUCCCUUCAUGCUGUGAAAAAGAAACAUUUUACACACCCUGCACGCGUUUGGAGUUAAGAAUUCUGUUGUUUCUGUUGUUCAGAUGAACCCUCGGAAUUAAAUCUAUGUUCACAUUUUCCACGACUGUUGCUCUCGUCUUAAAACAAAUAAAACUCAAAUGAAUACAGUCUU